Molecule: messenger RNA, 1911 nt
Organism: Penicillium canariense
Lineage: Eukaryota; Fungi; Ascomycota; Eurotiomycetes; Eurotiales; Aspergillaceae
Gene: pacC
Product: putative C2H2 transcription factor PacC
Exons: 4
Coding region: 1-1911 (636 amino acids)
Biological process (GO): positive regulation of transcription by RNA polymerase II
Cellular component (GO): nucleus
Source: RefSeq, a predicted model, not a curated record
AUGUCCGAGAACAAUAUUCCCCCAAAUUCAACGCCGCAGGCCGCGUCCACCGCGGCACCUGUCGCCAGUGAGCAGCCUGGGCAUGCUGUUGCGCAGGCUACCCCGACGCCGACCGCAUCGGUGACGGCGACCGCAGCCGCUGCCACCGCAGCUGUCAACAACUCGCUCAACGGCGCAGGAGAGCAACUACCCUGCCAGUGGGUGGGCUGCACUGAGAAGUGCCCCUCCGCCGAGGCGCUCUACGAACACGUCUGCGAGCGCCAUGUUGGCCGCAAGAGCACUAACAACUUGAACUUGACAUGCCAGUGGGGCAACUGCAACACUACCACGGUCAAGCGCGAUCACAUCACCUCACACAUCCGCGUGCAUGUGCCUCUCAAGCCGCACAAGUGUGAUUUCUGUGGCAAGGCCUUCAAGCGCCCUCAGGAUCUAAAGAAACACGUCAAGACCCAUGCCGACGACUCGGAGAUCCGCUCCCCCGAGCCGGGCCUGAAGCAUCACCCCGAUAUGAUGUUCCCCCAAAACCCCAAAGGAUAUACUGCUGCCACCCACUAUUUUGAAGGCCCAAUGAACGGCGUUUCCAACGCCGCAUACACUCAUGGAGCUCCCCAGUACUACCAGACACACCCGCCCCCUCCGGCCGCCAACCCUCAUUCGUAUGGCAAUGUCUACUAUGCGUUGAGCCAAGGCCCCGAUGGCAACCAAUCGUAUGACCGCAAGCGGGGAUACGAUGCUUUGAACGAGUUCUUUGGUGACCUGAAGCGACGCCAAUUCGAUCCGAAUUCCUACGCGGCUGUUGGCCAGCGCCUGCUUGGACUCCAGGCUCUUCAACUUCCGAUUCUGAACGGCCCUGUCCACGAAUAUCACCAGCCCAUGGCUGCUGCUGUCCCGGUGGGCGGUGGUGGCGGCUAUAGCCCUGGUGGUGGUCAUGCUCCAGCGUACCAUCUCCCCCCAAUGUCAAAUGUCCGCACCAAGAACGAUUUGAUCAACAUCGAUCAGUUCUUGGAGCAGAUGCAAAACACCAUCUACGAAAGCGACGAGAAUGUUGCCGCCGCCGGUGUUGCUCAACCCGGUGCGCAUUACCUUCCUCCUAGCCAUGUUACCGCGGCUUCCUCCGCUCCUAUGAUGGCCGCCACUGCCCACUCUCCCUCCACUGGCACUCCCGCCCUGACUCCGCCUUCGAGCGCUCAAUCGUACACCUCACAACGGUCGCCGAUCUCUCUGCCCCAGAGCCAUCGCGUGUCACCACCUCAUGAGAGCGGUGUUGGCAUGUACCCCCGUCUACCGUCGGCCACUAUGCCUGACAACAUGACUGCGGGCUACCCGACCAGUGCGGCCCCACCGUCUACUCUGAGUGGCGCCUUCGAUCACGAUGAUCGUCGCCGCUACACCGGUGGCACCCUACAGCGCGCCCGCCCCGCCGAGCGUGACCUAGACGAGAACCGCAUGGACACCUCGGCCGAUAGCAAGACCGAUGGCGCGCGCACUCCCACCAAGGAGCACCCCGACAUCGCCUCGAGCCUCAUCGACCCCGCCCUGUCCAGCAACUCCCCUGACCCUGACAAGGAGGCUGCCCAGCGAACCGCUCAAGCGGCCACCGAGGUGGCUGAGCGGGAUGUCAAUGUCGCGUGGGUGGAGAAGGUCCGGCUACUGGAGAAUCUCCGGCGCCUGGUCUCCGAGCUCCUGGAGCAGGGCCGCUUCGACGGCGCCUUGGCAGGCCACAGUGGACCGGAGGAGUCCCCCACCCCGUCGGGCGACGGCUCCAUGGACGGCAUUGAGACGGCCAAUACACGGGUCUCUCCCGAGCACGCCAAGGAGCCGACCAAGACUGAGGAGAGCGAGGCAGUCCUUUACCCGACCCUGCGCGGGCUGGACGAGGACGGCGAUGCCAAGAUGCCUGGGGACGAGUAA